GACUUUUUAUUCAAGUCGGACCGCGCCGCUUUAAAAAAACAUUCCCCAGUGUUAUUAUUUUGUCGCGUCUAUGUCGCAUGCGUAGAGAGCCGGUUAUAAUUAUCAAAACUAAGCUUUAAACCUCGGGUAUGAUUAUAACCCGGGUAUGUGUUUGGAGAAGCGCGAUGCGGGCCAAGACACCAAUCGUGUUUUGGAGAGGACAUGGCACGUACACACAGGGUCAGAGUCCUGAGCCGCGUAUUCGUGAAUACUUCUACUAUCUUGAUCAUCAAGGCCAGCUUUUCCUGGAUGAUACCAAGGUGAAGAAUUUUGUCACCUGUUUUAAAGAUCAGCAGUUUCUGGUUUUCUUUUUUAAGCAUUUGAAAAUCAAUCGAAGCGACCGCUACCAGCAGCACUUCCCCUUCCUUUCGUUGUGUGGACGUGAGAGGAACUUCCUACGUUGUGAUGAUCAGCCAAUCGUAUUUACUCAUUUGCUGUCUGAGACGGGGCAAGGGGCACAUCUGUCCUAUUGUGGAGGUGGGACUAAACUGACCUUUCCUUUCCAACCUCAUUCCUUGUUCAUGCAUCCAGACAGUGGCAGAGUGUACCAUCCUGCUCCUGAGCUCAUAGGGGGUGUUGGAUUGGUACGUUCUGCAUUGGCCAUUGAGUUCAGCUCUCACUUUCACUACUCUUCAGGUCAAGACAGUUCUGCCCAACCUACUCAUUUCCUGUGGGCUGGGCAGCAUUAUAAACUGACUAAUGAGCUUUCAAGGCAUUUCGCAGUGAAAUAGAAAGCAGUGUUUCAUUUAUUUGCGAUAACUCCCAAUACUUAUUACGAAAUACGCUUAAGAAACCAUCAUAUCACCAUUUUUGCCAGAAUGCUUACUGUAAAUAAAACUCUUAAGACAUGUGUUAUGAAUAUGUAUAUAUGUAUGCACAUAUUUGAUCAUUAAAAGGUUUUGAUCAUA
Ictalurus punctatus (channel catfish) is the source of this 947-nucleotide messenger RNA. RefSeq names its product chromosome 2 C8orf82 homolog (gene c2h8orf82). NCBI's taxonomy places the organism in Eukaryota, Metazoa, Chordata, Actinopteri, Siluriformes, Ictaluridae. The coding region runs from base 129 to 770 and encodes 213 amino acids. The record is from RefSeq and is a predicted model, not a curated record. The transcript is spliced from 3 exons.